UCUAUUCAAACACCAUCCAUCCAAGAUGAAACUUAUGUUGUGCAUCGUUGCUUUAGCUGGUCUUGUUGCCAGUGAACCAUCACAAAGAAUCGUUGGGGGAAGUGAUGCAUAUGCUGGACAAUUCCCGUGGCAAGUUUCUCUCCAGAGAAGUUCUGGUAGCAGUUGGGCUCACAUCUGUGGUGGAAGUUUGAUUGCUAACAACCGAGUUUUAACUGCUGCUCAUUGUGUUACUGCUACAAGUCCUGGAUCCUACAGAGUUGUUCUUGGUAAUCACAGACUGAACAAUAUUGAUGGCACAGAACAGACUAUCUACAUCAGCUCUAUAGUAAAUCAUCCCAACUACAAUGGCAAUGCUGCUGGAUAUCCCAAUGAUAUUUCUGUUAUGAGACUUUCAUCUAAUGCCAACACCGGAAGCUCAGCUGUAAGCACCAUUGGUUUAGCUCCUUCUGGAUCAAGUUUUGUUGGGCAGACAUGUACCAUCAGCGGAUGGGGUAGAACCUCUGGUACUAGCAGCCUUCCCAACAUCUUACAAUAUGUAGGGAUGGGCAAGAUUUCUAAUUCGGAGUGCUCUACUAGAUGGGCUGGUAUCAGUGGGGCUACCAUUAACACUGGGCAUAUAUGUGUCUUUCAAUCAGGAAGAUCAGCUUGCAAUGGAGAUAGUGGUGGACCUAUGAUCUGUAAUGGUAUGUUAGCUGGUGUUACAUCAUGGGGUAUUUCAGGCUGUAGUGGAAAUUAUCCCAGUGUUUAUACUCGAGUAUCCCAGUUUGUUAGUUGGAUUAAUUCCAUCUAAUUUACUCGAAAACUACAAUUCUUUAUGGUUGUAAUUAUGUAAUAAAUGCAGCUGUAAGACUAUA
Patella vulgata (common limpet) is the source of this 854-nucleotide messenger RNA. Its product is annotated as chymotrypsin-like serine proteinase. Gene Ontology annotation, molecular function: serine-type endopeptidase activity. Gene Ontology annotation, biological process: proteolysis. The record is from RefSeq and is a predicted model, not a curated record. The coding region runs from base 26 to 790 and encodes 254 amino acids. The transcript has 6 exons. NCBI's taxonomy places the organism in Eukaryota, Metazoa, Mollusca, Gastropoda, Patellidae.